This is a messenger RNA of Catharus ustulatus (Swainson's thrush), 2794 nucleotides long. RefSeq names its product fat storage inducing transmembrane protein 2 (gene FITM2). Gene Ontology annotation, cellular component: endoplasmic reticulum membrane. Bases 2 to 817 code for a protein of 271 amino acids. The transcript has 2 exons. The record is from RefSeq and is a predicted model, not a curated record. Gene Ontology annotation, biological process: lipid storage; phospholipid biosynthetic process; lipid droplet organization. Lineage: Eukaryota; Metazoa; Chordata; Aves; Passeriformes; Turdidae.
CAUGGAGCGGCUGGAGCGCUGCGGGCGCUGGCUGCGGGCCGCGCUGGCCCGAGGGCGGGUGCGCCGCCGCCUGCCCGUGCUGCUGCUCGCCAUCGCCGUGCUGGGCUCCGCGCUCAAGGACAGCGAGCUGGUGCCCGACACGCCGCUGCAGAACAAGCGCAACCCGCUCAACGUAUACUUCGUGAAGAUGGCCUGGGCUUGGACUCUGUGGCUGCUGCUGCCCUUCAUCACCCUCACCACGUACGAGCUGGCCCGGAGCAAGUUCCUGUACGGCCGCACCAAGAGCGCGCUGCUGGUGCUGCGGCGCCUGGGCGCGCUGCUGGUGGGCACGGCCGUGUGGUACCUGUGCACUGGGCUCUUCCUCUACGUGGAGAACCUCACUGGGGAGUGCUCCCUCCAGGGCAAACCCGGCCAGCCCCCACGGCUCUACGCCUCCAAGCAGGAGUGCCACCAGGACAGCGGCGUCUGGAACGGUUUCGACAUCUCAGGGCACUGCUUCCUGCUCUCCUACUGUGCCAUGAUGAUCCUGGAGGAGGUGGCUGUGCUGGAGGCGCUGUCCAUAGAGCGCAGCUCCAAGCUGCGUGUGCUGAUCAACGUCCUGCUUGUCUCCCUGUGUUUCCUCACCGUGAUCUGGGUGUUCAUGUUCCUCUCUACUGCCCUGUAUUUCCAUGACUUCAGCCAAAAGCUUCUCGGUGUGCUGAUAGGUCUGUCAGCUUGGUAUGGGACAUACAGGGUUUGGUAUUUAAAGCCCUUUUCUCCUGGACUACCUCUUCCAAAAAUACCUUUGAGUUCAAAGAAAUACAGCUAUAGCAGAUAAAAUAAGGUUUGAAAUGUUUUAGAUUUUGCUUUCAGUACUGGAGUAGUUGAGUGUAGGAAUGGUUACUGUAUUUCCACUGUGAGGAACAAGGUGAUGGGUUGGAGGAAACCAAAUCUGUACUAGCCAUUGGCUGACAGGUGGUAAUGAGCUUCUUCCCUGGGAGAAGAAAAAAAUCAGUGUUGGAAGAGGUCUGCUCUUGUUUAGGAGCUGACAACUGGGAUGACCAGCAAAGAAAUCAGAAGCUGCAUCUGUUUCUCUUACUAAUAAAUGGAGAAGCAGGCUGAAGGCUAAAAGAGGCCUUUGAUCUUUAGGGGUAUGAUUUAUCUCAGUUAAUUCUUCCUUUUUGAAUUAUGUCAAGAUACUGUGGGUGAUCCAAACCUCAUGCCUUUUCUAAUGUUCCUAUUUGAUUGCCUUAUGGGAAAGCUCUAAUAAUCACAGUGCUGCUAAGCAUUGCAAAAAUACAAAACCUUGUGAAAGCAGUUCUGUUGUGAAACUGGAACAUCUCAUGUUCUCUAGUGUUAAAAACACUAACUUGCCAGAAAUGCCUCAUAGCUGCCUGCACCUUGUGCAACAGAGAGUAAAUCUGAAAUGCAGUGUCUUAAGCAGACUGUGACUCUAAAUUCAAGCCUGCCUCUAAAAAGGAAACUCUUGAAAAGACAAGCCUUAACUUUCUCUUUAGGUGAAGUAGAUGUAAUAAUAUUUCAUAAUUUUAUUCUUAACACUAAAAAACUCAAGCUCAUUUCUGUUUUGCUAAAAAGUCUAGUAUGAGGAUUGGGGUUUUAAUAUUUAAAAACUGUAAUCCACUGCACACUUUGCAACAACUAAUUCCUUGGGUUUGUUCUUCUAGAACAACAGUGGAAUUCUGGUGUUCAACAAGCUAGCUUAUCCUGCUAUUUCCCAAAUAGUCUGCUUGGUAAUGAGUGAAAUGCAUUGUUUAUCCUGGGAGCUGCAAAGCAGAGUGUGCUUGAAGCAAUAUUUAUUCUUGCAAUACCAAUAAGCUAUUUAAUUUUGAUUGCACAUAAAGCUGUGGCCACUUUUGAUGUGGCUGUAAACCCACUCCUGAAUAAAACACUACUAUUAGAUAAUGAACAGGGGUGAGGUGGGUUUGCUGCUCCUAUCAGAUGUUUAGCAUAGAUUUUAUCUCAAAAAGCUUUUUAUUGUUUCAUGAAGGCUCAUUCAUGAUGCAUCUGCAUGAAGUGUGUUUGACAGUGAUGACAGGACAGCCAGGAAAGGCUGUGGGCAAGGCUGUGGGCCCCCUCCACUGACCCCACAGUGGGGUCACAGAUUCACAGUGACUUUUUCUGGGUCCAGGCUGUGAUGCUCCAUCAGAUAAUCUUGGCACGUUCUGCCAGCUCAACCAGGGGCCAGGUCAGCCUUUGAGGAGAGCUAAAUUCACUGGAAUUCCCACUGAAUUUGGUGGCAAGUGGGAGUUGUGUGUCCUUAGAAAGAACAAAUCACGUCUCAGAAAGAAGCUGUCCAGGGGGUUAUGUAUUUUCUGUCAGGCUCCUCUUGGUUUUGUAUUAAAUUGCCUUUUAAGCUGACUCUUUGAAAAUUGCACUGAUUAACUCAUAUUGGGUUUAAAUAAAUUUGUUUAAACAAUGCAAAUUUAUUUGCAGACACUCUUUUGAUGUAAUUUAAGCCUACUCCAAAUAGAGCUAAGCUAGACCGCAAGCCACUUUCACCAUGAGAAAGGAUUAUAUACCCAGAAGGUUUUAUGAUUAAUUUCAUUAAGUUCCUAUUUUAGGUUAUCUUUAUGUAACUUUGCUGUAUAGACUGCCCUUGGAACAGGAAAUGCUGUUUACUUAAACCAACUGACUUGCUGAAACGAUGUUCAUUUUCACAAAUGUUUUGUGCAAUCACCGUGGAUAUUUCUGUCCACUUUAACCCGUGUCAUGCAGAUUAUUUUUUUAAUGGAAAUAAUGUAGGAUAUGGUUAUUCUCUUAUUUAAACAAUGAAAAAAAACAUUUGAAAACUUAA